CCAAAUCUCAGAAUCCAAAUCCAAAUCACAAUUCUAAUAUUCCAAAUUGAAUUUAGGCCAAGUCUAAAGUCAAAUCCAAAAUCAAAAACUCCAUUUGAAUUUGUCUCAAAACCCUUUUCUUUUCUUUUUCUCUUUUCCAUUUUCCCUCCCGGGUUAAAUCUCUCUCCCUCUCUCUUCCCGCGCGGCCCAACCAACCGGCUAGCCAGCCCGGUUUUGUUCUCCCCCUCCACCACACGCUUGGGCCGCAGACACGCCGCUGGCCCAACCCUUCCGUGUGCUCAGCCCAGCUCUUGCUCACCCGCUCGCCACGCCCGCGCGAUGCACCAUCCACGUGUCACCCAUCCCGUGGUUCCCAACCGACACCAUCUCCUUCCUCCUCCAGCGCGACGUUGAGCAGCAUUGUCCGCCCGUACCACCGUGAUAACUCGUAUAGAGAAGUGGAACAAAAACUCAUUUUUAACAGCAGAAAAAAUAAUGCAUUGGUAUAACCGUAUAAUGCUUAUAACAAAUGUCAGAUCUACAAGCAGAUACUAAUAAAAAGUAACUUCAGGGCACUAUUUCUGUGCUCAUAAUUAUUUCAUUUCAUAUGUUGGAUGAUGGUUACUAAAUUUCCCAAUUCUAUGUAUUUAGGUUCUUGAGAUGGAUACCUACAGGUACCAUGGCCACUCUAUGCCAGACCCAGGAAGCACUUACCGCACCAGGGAUGAGAUUUCAGGUGUAAGACAGGAACGUGAUCCAAUUGAGAGAGUCAGAAAGUUGAUCUUGGCACAUGGCCUAGCAACUGCUGCUGAGCUCAAGGAUAUGGAGAAAGAAAUUAGGAAAGAAGUAGAUGACGCCAUUGCUAAAGCAAAGGGAAGUUCUAUGCCUGAUACUUCUGAUCUCUUCACAAAUGUUUAUAAGAAGGGCUUCGGCGUGUAGUCAUUUGGGCCUGACAGAAAGGAAUUGAGAGCUUCCCUUCCAUAGGCUGGCAACAAGGAAGAUGGGCAUUCCUUCUAAUACGAUAUGAUAGCCCGGAGAAAUAAUUAUUGGUGAAGAAAGCCUCGGGCAUUAAUGGAAUUUUUGUUGCAAAAUGAACCUGUAUAGAGAUGCGCUGUCAGGAGGAUUAGCUUGUUAUUUGUUUUGCUUCUUUUUUCCUUUUCUGCAAUUCAAUUUAACAGCUGCUGGCUGGCUUCUUAUUGAAGCUAGAGAUUU
This is a messenger RNA of Phragmites australis (common reed), 1191 nucleotides long. Its product is annotated as pyruvate dehydrogenase E1 component subunit alpha-1, mitochondrial-like. NCBI's taxonomy places the organism in Eukaryota, Viridiplantae, Streptophyta, Magnoliopsida, Poales, Poaceae. Gene Ontology annotation, molecular function: oxidoreductase activity, acting on the aldehyde or oxo group of donors, disulfide as acceptor. The transcript has 5 exons. Bases 640 to 918 code for a protein of 92 amino acids. The record is from RefSeq and is a predicted model, not a curated record.